Molecule: messenger RNA, 726 nt
Organism: Clarias gariepinus (North African catfish)
Lineage: Eukaryota; Metazoa; Chordata; Actinopteri; Siluriformes; Clariidae
Exons: 5
Coding region: 37-726 (229 amino acids)
Source: RefSeq, a predicted model, not a curated record
UUCAGCAGCACGAGCCGCUCAGCACCAGUGUCUGAGAUGGAGACAUCAAGAGUCGCUCUCAUCGCUCUCGUGUGUGUUGUGUUCUCCAGUCAGAAGAGGAUCUCUGGAGCAGAAGUGGAGAUGAGAGUCAGACGAGGAGACGACGUCACUCUUUACUCCGACUGUGUUUCUGAUAGUGGAUUUAUUACAGUCUGGUUUAGAAACUGCUCAGAGAAAGAUCAUCCUCGAAUAAUGAUCUCACUUGCUGAUUUGGUAAAUGGUGAACUACUGGGUGGUGAUUUGACACGCUAUUCAUUUCUGUUAAACAAAUCUACUAACGCAUAUGAUCUGCUUAUAAAGAACAUUACUGAGUCAGAUCAGGGACUGUACUACUGCGCUCUGACUGAGCAAAAGUUUUCAGGUAAUAACAAGGACAUCUUGAACCGCCUCGAUGUGUAUCAUUAUGGAAACAGAGUCAAUCGACUUUCUGUACAAGAAUCCUGCCCCAGUGUGUGUGAGCCGUGUGUAUCAGAGCCGAGUGUGAGCUGGGAGCUGGUGUUGAGUGUGUGUGCUGUGUGUGUCCUCCUGUCCUCAUUCCUCUCCUCCAUCUGUGUGUACUGCCUCUGCACACACACCACUAAAGAAAUUAAAACUGAACCUGCAGGAACGAAAAAAAGGACAACUUUGAGACACAAUGAGACCUUCUUAGGAAAUCAAGACCAAAACUUACCCCUGUUGCAGAUUUAA